Molecule: messenger RNA, 2037 nt
Organism: Vicia villosa (hairy vetch)
Lineage: Eukaryota; Viridiplantae; Streptophyta; Magnoliopsida; Fabales; Fabaceae
Exons: 4
Coding region: 1-2037 (678 amino acids)
Source: RefSeq, a predicted model, not a curated record
AUGGGCGUUACAGAAGGGGUGAGUAUACCUAAUCUAAACAAAGUCCUACUUGUACAAGGUUUAGCUGCAAACCUUAUAAGCAUCAGUCAGUUGUGUGAUGAAGGAUUCAACGCUAAGUUCACCAAAGAUGAGUGUAUCAUCACAAAUGAAGCAAGUGAGGAAGUCAUGAAGGGAUUUAGAUCUAAGGAUAAUUUCUAUCUAUGGAAGCCUGACACACCUGUUCACCCCUCUGGCUACUCCAUGAUCAAGGAAGAAUUGAAAAUGUACUAUCACGAAUUUGAUGAAUCUUAUGAUUCUGAUGAAUCAGAUAAAGAAUCUUAUAUUAAUGAUCUCACUAUAAGUGAACUGUCUACUAACCGGGAAAGAAAAUUGGAAAAGUUAAAUGUGAGCAAUGAUCCUAAAGUACAGUCUAAAAGCAAUGUCACAGAGAAUGUUGCAACAACAUCUAAAGACAAUGUGACAGAAAAGGACUCAGCAACACCUGAAGAGUCCUCUAACCCUAAUAGGGUUCUUAAGGUUGUCCCUUUAAGGACGAUUAGCAGUGACGAAGUAAAGGCCACAAAGCCUAAAAUGACUCAUGCAAAACGGCCCAAGGAGGGUAUUCACAACAAGGGUAACAAAUGCUCAGCAUCUGCUACCAUGGAGAAACUUACUAAAGAAGGAUCCAAGUAUGUCGAUAGUGCAAUUACCAGGAUUGUUAAUCGUAUUCUGAAGGAGAAUCAUCAAGUGCCUGGAAUAUCUAUUCCUCUUCAAACUAUAAUGACUGAUCCCCUCAAUAACACCAGUAAGGCUGACACUGUUCACACCGUUGAUAGUGACCUAAAAAUCAACAAGGAUGAACAAGGGAUUACUAAGAAUACCAAUGUCACCAAGGAUGUCAAUGACAUUGACAAUAAUGAGCACCCUAAGGCCAAUACUGAAACUAAUACUAAUGUGGUAGACUUAGAUGAGUACUCUGAAGACGAAUUACUUACUUCCUUGAAUCCUAGUGUAGCCAACAGGCUAAUGACAAGAAGAAAAGGCAAAGUUGUUGUUCAAGGAUCAUCAAAAGGGAGCACUCAAGUGAACAACCCUAUCAAAGACACUGUCAGAAGGAAGAGUACUUCUGCAGGACCUGUCAAGAGCAAAGUUGUUACCAAAAGUAAAGGGGUUGGUCCCUCAAAAUCUUGGAGUAGGGUCAUUCCAAAGAAAAGAAAAAAGUGGGAAAUUGUUGAACCAGAAUCUGAUGUUGAAGCAAAUGUCCCUGACAUUCCAUCAAGGAAGAAGCCUACAACCAGUAAGCUUGCUGCUAACAUCCCUGAAGUUCCCAUUGAUAAUGUGUCUUUCCACUAUGCCUCUAGUGUCAGCAGAUGGAAAUAUGUUCUCCAAAAGAGGUUGGCUGUUGAAAGGGAAUUGGCUCCAAAUGCUCUUGAAAAAAGGAGCAAAAGUGCAGACUACAUAAAGGUAUUUGUAAGAGGUAAGUGUGUAUCAUGCUCUCCUUCUGUGAUUAAUCAAUUCUUGGGAAGAACAGAUGAAGCUCAAACCGAGCUGGAAGUAACAGACAACCAAGUCUGUCAAGUGAUCACAGCCAAGCAGGUAAAAAGCUGGCCCAUGAAAGAGAAGCUAACUGCAAGUAAGCUGAGCAUCAAGUAUGCAAUGCUUCACAAAAUAGGAGCAGCUAAUUGGGUUCCAACAAAUCACAAGUCCACUAUCUCAACUGUGCUUGGUAGAUUUCUGUAUGUUGUGGGGACAAAGGCAAAGUUUGAUUAUGGAGCAUACAUUUUUGACCAAACCAUGAAGCAUGCUGGAAGCUUUAGUGUUAAGGGACCAAUUGCCUUUCUAUCCCUCCUGAGUGGUAUAAUUCUGGAUCAAUAUCCAAACAUUCUCAACGAACAUGAUGUGGUGUGCAAGAGAGAAAGUCCCUUGGCUUUCCAUUACAAACUGUUUAAGGGAAAGCAUGUUCCAGACAUUGUCAUGACAUCAGCUGAAACUUCCAAAUCUGGAGCAUCAGUCAGUAAAGCAGAAGUCAUAACAAUACUAAAAGAGACUUGCAAAUAA